Messenger RNA from Aspergillus clavatus NRRL 1, 267 nucleotides. RefSeq lists its product as uncharacterized. The transcript has 4 exons. The coding region runs from base 1 to 267 and encodes 88 amino acids. The record is from RefSeq and is a predicted model, not a curated record. Lineage: Eukaryota; Fungi; Ascomycota; Eurotiomycetes; Eurotiales; Aspergillaceae.
AUGAAGCCCGUUGUAUCGGUCCUGAAUGCGUGGUCCUGCGUGGUCAUCUCCCUCUUCGCCAUCGUCAUCCUCUCAGUCCUCGGGUCGUUAUACCAGAGGGAACACCACGGCUUCACCGGCUCGGAAGAUGAGCCCGAAGACGGCGCCGCAGUUGCCGCGUCGAUUUUCACAGCGGUGAUCAUAUACGCUUGCUUCUUCGUUUUCUGUGCCUUCCAGGCGUACCUGCACAUGCGAAGCCGUCGCGACGGAGCCAUAUCGCUUAACUAG